This is a messenger RNA of Phyllostomus hastatus (greater spear-nosed bat), 1815 nucleotides long. RefSeq names its product growth differentiation factor 5 (gene GDF5). The transcript is spliced from 2 exons. Gene Ontology annotation, cellular component: extracellular region. Gene Ontology annotation, biological process: BMP signaling pathway; SMAD protein signal transduction. Gene Ontology annotation, molecular function: growth factor activity; cytokine activity. The coding region runs from base 1 to 1500 and encodes 499 amino acids. The record is from RefSeq and is a predicted model, not a curated record. Lineage: Eukaryota; Metazoa; Chordata; Mammalia; Chiroptera; Phyllostomidae.
AUGAGACUCUCCAAACCCCUCACUUUCCUGCUUUGGCACCUGGCUUGGCUGGACCUGGAAUUUAUCUGCACUGUGUUGGGGGCUCCUGACUUGGGUCAGAGACCCCAGGGGGCCAGGCCAGGAUUGGCCAAAGCAGAAGCCAAAGAGAGGCCCCCUCUGGCCCGGAACGUGUUCAGGCCAGGGGGUCACAGCUAUGGUGGGGGAGCCACCAAUGCCAGGGCAAAGGGGGGCACUGGGCAGGCAGGAGGCCUGACACAGCCCAAGAAGGAUGAACCCAAAAAGCUGCCCCCCAGAUCGGGUGGCCCUGAACCCAAGCCAGGACACCCUCCCCAGACAAGGCAGGCUGCAACUCGGACUGUGACCCCCAAAGGACAGCUUCCUGGGGGCAAGGCACCCCCAAAGGCAGGUGCUGUCCCCAGCCCCUUCCUGCUGAAGAAGGCCAGGGAGCCUGGGGCCCCUCGAGAGCCCAAGGAGACGUUCCGCCCGCCCCCCAUCACGCCCCACGAGUACAUGCUCUCGCUGUACAGGACGCUGUCCGAUGCUGACAGAAAGGGAGGAAACAGCAGCGUGAAGUUGGAGGCCGGCCUGGCCAACACCAUCACCAGCUUUAUUGACAAAGGGCAAGAUGACCGAGGCCCUGCGGUCAGGAAGCAGAGGUACGUGUUUGACAUCAGUGCCCUGGAGAAGGAUGGGCUGCUAGGGGCCGAGCUGCGGAUCUUGCGGAAGAAGCCCUCGGACACAGCCAAGCCAGUGGCCCCCAGUAGCGGGCGGGCUGCCCAGCUGAAGCUGUCCAGCUGCCCCAGCGGCCGGCAGCCGGCAGCCUUGCUGGAUGUGCGCUCCGUGCCAGGCCUGGACGGAUCUGGCUGGGAGGUGUUUGACAUCUGGAAGCUCUUCCGAAACUUUAAGAACUCGGCCCAGCUGUGCCUGGAGCUGGAGGCCUGGGAACGGGGCCGGGCUGUGGACCUCCGCGGCCUGGGCUUUGACCGGGCUGCCCGUCAGGUUCACGAGAAGGCCCUGUUCCUGGUGUUUGGCCGCACCAAGAAGCGGGACCUGUUCUUUAACGAGAUUAAGGCGCGCUCUGGCCAGGACGAUAAGACCGUGUACGAGUACCUGUUCAGCCAGCGGCGAAAACGGAGGGCUCCACUGGCCACCCGCCAGGGCAAGCGGCCCAGCAAGAACCCCAAGGCCCGCUGCAGCCGAAAGGCGCUGCAUGUCAAUUUCAAGGACAUGGGCUGGGACGACUGGAUCAUCGCACCCCUGGAGUACGAGGCCUUCCACUGCGAGGGACUAUGUGAGUUCCCCUUGCGCUCUCACCUGGAGCCCACGAACCACGCAGUCAUCCAGACCCUGAUGAACUCCAUGGACCCGGAGUCCACGCCGCCUACCUGCUGUGUGCCCACGCGCCUGAGUCCCAUCAGCAUCCUCUUCAUUGACUCCGCCAACAACGUGGUCUAUAAGCAGUAUGAGGACAUGGUGGUGGAGUCUUGUGGCUGCAGGUAGCAGCUCUGGCCCUGUCUUCCUGGUGGUGCAUCCCCAAGACGCUGUGCACAGGGGCCCCUCCUCGAGGUUUGUGGGAUCACACAGGGGUCAGGAAGCAGCAGCCGGGAACAUCUACACAUCCUGCUCGAAAGGGGAUUCCAACAGCCUUGCUCACUCUGCAAGUGGGACAAGGGCUGAAAGGUCCUUUCUAUCUGCAAGUCCCUCUGUCUAAGGAUUUCUGCCCUUCUGCUGCUCUGACUGGCAGGGACAGGCCCAGGGAGACAGACUCUGAAUGGGACUGAGACCCAACAGACCUGGUUUUCCAGUGCAGCUCAG